AUGGCACCUAGCACACAACUAUACGAACAGCCUUUCUACUCCCAAAUCAGCCCAUCCAAGUCAAUUGACUCGAACAUCCUGCGAGAAGCUUUCGUGCUCCACGGACAUUCCUUCCCUGACAAUCCAAAGCUGAACCUCAAAGUCACCGCCAAUCGUUACAGAUGGAGUGCUUACCGCCACAGUUAUCCAAAUGACCGGCUUGAUGAAGGACUGACUUUGCUACUGUUCCAUGCUAUUGGGUGUCACAAAGAACAGUGGGAACCCGUCAUCACACGCCUUUUCCAUCUUUCCGAGUCAACAAAGCACGAGAACAUUCGGGAAGUAUGGGCAUUCGACAGGGAGAAUCACGGGGAUGCCGCUUUGUUGAAUCGAGAAGCGCUGAAGUUAUGGCCUGCUUGUCUUCCAAUUAACGAAUGGGCUCUCACCGUUGCAGACUUGGUUAAAUCCAAACUCCAGGGUCACCGUUUAGUCGCUAUCGGUCAUUCGGCGGGGGCGGGAGUUGCGAUGUUGACAACUAAAUACGCCUAUGACGCACAUGUUCAUUUUACUUCCACUAUACUCAUUGAACCUACCAUCUGCACUCGACAAAUCUUUCAAGAGACUUACGAUGAACGGAUAGCUGGAAUUCGAAUGACCGAGGAACUUACCCUUCGGAGACGCGACGUAUGGGCGAGUAGAGAAGAUGCUUAUGCUUAUUUGAAGAAACGCAACCCGUGGUCGGCAUGGGAUGACAGAGUGCUAAGGUUGUAUACGAAGCACGGGAUGCGUUCCACAGGAUCGAAGGGGGAAGUCACCUUAAAAUGUUCAAGGCUCUUGGAAAGCGCUAUUUACGCUGAUAUAGAGGGACAACAAGAAAGCGCGGAAAUAUUUGAGGAGCUUUGUGAGGAAAUUCCAAUACAUGUUGUAUGGGGUGGUAUACAUGAUUUCUCCUCGUUCUCCCCACAACUUAAGAAAGAUCUUCUCAACCCUAACUCGGGACGAAUCGCGGCUUCCGUAACGGUUGUCCCUAAUGCGGGGCAUAUGGUACCUCUCCAGCAACCUAUUAGUCUCGCAGACACCGUGAGCAGGUUACUGAACAACCUUUCCGUUCCCUAUACCAACAACAUUCACAAGUUCGCAGUUAAACUGUGA
Messenger RNA from Marasmius oreades (fairy-ring Marasmius), 1131 nucleotides. RefSeq lists its product as uncharacterized. The record is from RefSeq and is a predicted model, not a curated record. The coding region runs from base 1 to 1131 and encodes 376 amino acids. The transcript has 6 exons. Lineage: Eukaryota; Fungi; Basidiomycota; Agaricomycetes; Agaricales; Marasmiaceae.